Mastomys coucha (southern multimammate mouse) is the source of this 1228-nucleotide messenger RNA. Its product is annotated as olfactory receptor 5-like. Lineage: Eukaryota; Metazoa; Chordata; Mammalia; Rodentia; Muridae. Bases 284 to 1228 code for a protein of 314 amino acids. Gene Ontology annotation, biological process: G protein-coupled receptor signaling pathway. Gene Ontology annotation, molecular function: G protein-coupled receptor activity; olfactory receptor activity. The record is from RefSeq and is a predicted model, not a curated record. Gene Ontology annotation, cellular component: membrane. The transcript has a single exon.
AAAGGGACAGAAAAGGGGUAAGAUGUAACUGCUAGAGUUUCCUGGUAUCAUGGCAGAUCUGCAAGGAUUCACCACUGGAAGAAUCAGAUUUUAAUAAGGCUUACAAGAUUAGGUUUUAGUUGUUGUGCUCAGAGAUUGAAUCACCAUUGUUUCUGAAUAAAGUAAAAUAAAAUAAAAUUAAAAAUAAGCUAUUCAUGUAGUUGUAAUCAUAGUUUUGGUUUAGGGUGGUAUAAGAUAUGAGGAAAGAGAUUCAGAUAAUAUUUUGUAGAUGUAUUUUUUUUAGAUGGAGAAGUCACUUGAGUUGGGCAACAUGACCAGAGUUCAGGAGUUUGUCUUAUUGGGCUUGUCCACAAGGCUGGGGAUAAGGGAUGCCCUGUUUGUCAUCUUCCUGACUCUCUACCUGCUGACACUCCUGGAGAACACACUCAUCAUCUACCUCAUCUUCAGUCACAGCGAACUCCACAAGCCCAUGUACUUCUUCCUAGGCAACCUCAGCUGCCUGGAGAUGUGCUAUGUGUCAGUCACCAUGCCCACCCUACUCAUGGGGCUAUGGACAGGACCCUGCCAUAUUCCAUUCACAGGCUGCAUGACCCAGCUUUUCUUCUUUAUCUCUCUCAUCUGCACAGAAUGCACUCUCCUGGCCUCCAUGGCUUAUGACCGCUAUGUAGCCAUCUGCCGCCCACUGCACUACCCACUGCUCAUGAGGCCACAGGUCUGCCUAGGCUUAGCCUUGUCUUCAUGGCUAGGUGGGCUGCUGGUCUCAGUGAUCAAAACAGCAUGCAUUGCAAGCCUGUCCUAUUGUGGCCCUAAUGUCCUCAACCACUUCUUCUGUGAUGUCUCUCCUCUUCUUAAUUUGUCCUGCACCCAUGUGGCCCUUACAGAACUGGUAGACUUCAUCUCAGCUAUUGUAAUCCUCUGGGGUUCACUCCUUGUGGCCAUGGCCUCCUAUGUGGCCAUUGGUAGGACAGUUCUAGGUAUGCCAUCAGCUGCUGCCCGCCACAAAGCCUUCUCUACCUGUGCCUCCCACUUGGUUGUGGUGGGCAUCUUCUACUCAGCCACUAUCUUCAUCUAUGCCAGACCCAGCCGCAUAGAAGCCAUGGACCUCAACAAGGUGCUGUCUGUCAUCUACACGGUGGUCACCCCCAUGUGCAACCCCAUCAUCUACUGCCUCAGGAACAGAGAGGUGCAAUCAGCUUUCCACAGAACCAUGCACUGGUCUUCAGUUUGA